AUUGUCAAUAACAUUCUUUAUUAAAUAUAAAUUUGAAUUUGUUGACAAAAUAUUUUUUAUAGUAUAAUCUCUAAUGAAAAAUUAAAAAGAACUCAUUAGUUUAGCGUUUUUACUUGAUAUAAUGUGAUAAGGUUGUUUACCAAUAAAUCCUUAACCCGGCUGUUCUUUGUGUGCUGAUUGCGAGUAUUUUCGUCUAGUUGUGAGAGUUCAGUUUAACAAACAGAAUGAAUAUGAGAACACCCCACUCACUCUUGAAUGAUGAGACUACAGAGAUCAUACCUGUAGUGCAGCAUCAAGAAGUCGAUUUUUCAGAAUAUAUGUGGAUGGAAGAAAUGGAAGAAUUUGAUCGGCAGGUAGAAGAAGAACUUCUUGAGCAGGACAUGAUAGAACAAUGUUUUGAGGAUUUGUAUGAAAUGGAGCAAAUAGCUACAGAAAUUUUAUCCAGCUCACCUAUAGAGAAUGCAUUUAUCACAUUUGAUUCAUCUCAUGCAGGCAUGAGGACUAAUGGCAUGGCUCAUGCUAGGCAGGAAUAUACAUAUGUCUUUAUGACUCCAGAAAAUAUUAUUCUAUCUAGCAAACUAAAUCCAUUGGCUCCUGAAUUCUUUCCAAGAGGACAGUGUUAGCAAGAAGGUAAUGAGACAGUAUUAGCAUCACACCAAGUGGAGCAGCAUUUACAAUUGUUUUACAGAGCAUCUCCAUCUUUAGGAAUUUCUACAUUCAAUUAGUUUUUGUUUGGUUGUGAAACUACACUUCCUUGUUUUUUCGUUUCUGCAGUUGUCUUGUAGAAAAAGUUCAGAUGGCAGAUAAUAGGAAAGCUACUUGAAGUUUUCAUUGUAGUUUUCUUUUCGGGGCAUUUUAGCAAUUUGAAAAAAAAAGAAUGAAAAAAAAAAUUCUUUCACAAAACAAAAUCAAUGGAGAAUGGAUUUAUUACAUGUUCUAUUUUAAAAAAUCAACUUAGAUGAUUUUUAUUAAAGAAUCUCGUGUUUAUAAUUCUGAAAAAUGCCUUGAUCACUACUGAUAUGUUAUAAUCAUUUCAUUCAUAAUAUGCAUUGCCUUUUAGUUUCUAGGGAUUGGUUAGCUUGCACAAAUCUUUUUCAUAUGUUAUUUUAUUUUAUAGAAUUCUUGUUGCCAUAUUUUAAAAAUUAAAAAAAUGCACCAUUUUUGAUAAUUAAAAUAGAAAGACGUUUCUCAGAAAUUUUAAUCAAUAUUUGGAGUGGGUACAAAUUGAUUUGCUUAUUAAUUUAGUACAAGUCUUUGUUUUCAAGACUUAUUUGAAUCUUCUAUGAGUGUUUUUAGCCAUUUAAUUUUGACGACUUUAGUAUUGUAAGUAAUGACUUGAAGUGAGAGAAGAAUGAGAUGUCGGUACAAACUUGAUUGGCUUAGAAUGGCUUCCUUGUCUUGAUACAACUGUGAUUUUUUUUAUUGCUGUUUAAAUGUUACAUGGAACCUCAAGAAGCAUUGUGUUGGCUUAACAAACAUCUAGUCCUCCAGAUCUUGAAGUGAUGGAAGAGGACAUGUUUGUUGUUUUAUUUUUUUUAAUUAAUUUUGUGCUAUUUUAAUGCAAACCAAUAAACUUCCAUUUUAAGACCGUU
This is a messenger RNA of Biomphalaria glabrata, 1592 nucleotides long. Its product is annotated as polyadenylate-binding protein-interacting protein 2-like. Lineage: Eukaryota; Metazoa; Mollusca; Gastropoda; Planorbidae. The transcript has 4 exons. Gene Ontology annotation, biological process: negative regulation of translational initiation. Gene Ontology annotation, cellular component: cytoplasm. The record is from RefSeq and is a predicted model, not a curated record. Gene Ontology annotation, molecular function: mRNA regulatory element binding translation repressor activity. Bases 225 to 623 code for a protein of 132 amino acids.